Malassezia globosa CBS 7966 is the source of this 2244-nucleotide messenger RNA. RefSeq lists its product as uncharacterized. Lineage: Eukaryota; Fungi; Basidiomycota; Malasseziomycetes; Malasseziales; Malasseziaceae. The coding region runs from base 1 to 2244 and encodes 747 amino acids. The transcript has a single exon. The record is from RefSeq and is a predicted model, not a curated record.
AUGGAAGAGGGCGACUUUAUUUUGUAUGACGAUAAGGACGGAGAAGAGCACCCGCCAGAUGUAAUUCGGAACAAGUCAGCGUUUCUUGAACAUCGAGCGACCCGACCUGAUGCUUCACCCCUUUUUGAUGAGACUCCUUAUACCAGUAUCCUUAAUUCGAACCAUUCUCAGAGCUCGUCAGAAAAUGUGUCACGCGUGUCGCCUGCCACACUCAGAAGUGUCUCACCCAAUACAACGCCUCCCGAGCAGCCGUCCCAACCGUCUAGCGGUACACUUGGCGAACCGUUGGAUUUGCUAUCGUUGCAUUCUGCAGAUUCUGAUAAAAAAGCUACACUCAGCUCUGCACCUCUAUUCCCGCAUCUCCCCCGCGAUCCUCCAACACCACCUAACGAGUCCGCCAACCAGCCACAGCCAUCGCAGCCAUUACCGCCAUUCUUCAACGAUGCUCAUGCGGCUGCAGCUGCUUCGCUAUUUUGGAAUCCGGGAAACACAGAUGCGAAUGAAAAUCUCCGUAGAUGGCGAUCCUAUUGGAGCAUGCACGGAGGCAAUGCACCUGUGCCGUCGAUGGCCGCAGGUCACGAUGUGCUUCGUGCACAGAAACAAGCAGAUGAUAUGAACCAGACACAACCACACAUCGAUCAGCAGCUACAGCGGCAGCAACAGCAGCAGUUUGGUUUGGAGUCUUAUCCACAACCGUAUCCGCAGCCAUCUGUGCAUUCGCUCGCUCAGCGUCCAAACGACAAAUUGACAAUAUCACCUCGCGAGCUUCAUAUUGAUUACAAUGAAGCUACCACACCUCCUGCCAAAGUCAAAGACCCUCCUGUGAUCGGAGAUGCAUUCUCCUUGUUUCCCUCGCAGUCCACCAGUGGGCAUCUGCCAUCACAGACCAUGUUGUCCAGCGGCAUGGAAACAGGGUCCAGUACCGAGGAAGAAGACGAUGAGGAUGAAAAGCCAUACACAGCAAUGAAUGGCAUUCAUCUCGGUACGACCAUGCCGAAUGAACAGCUUCUUCAGCAAUGGAGCCGACCUAUGUACGGAGGAGUCACGUCAGAUCUGUCGAUCACUGGCACAGGGCAUACUCGUGACACGGACACAAGAUGGCCAAGUUUCGGUCCUUCGUUCUCUUCGGUCUCAGCGUCGAGUGAAUCCGAAGAUGAAUUGACGGAUCGAAUGCAUCGUGCAUCUCGUCAUGCGGGACCUCACUCACAUACCCCUAUGCGUCCUUUUCAUCACACGGGAUCAGGCACGCUAAGUGCUUAUGGUUAUAUCUCUGGCAGUCAAGACAGUGCUAUGAGUACCAGUGCAAGUACGGACAAUGAGUCACGCCGCAGCUCGACCAUGUCCAUGAGUGUCUCCGAAAGCGAGUUCGGAGGACGUGGUGAGUCUGAACGGCGGAGCCCAUCAAUACUUCAUGACGCACAAUCUGCCGACCCUAUGCCACAGCUUUUAUCGACAAGAACGCCACCGCCCGAAAAUGAGACCUCGGCGUGGCGUCGUACAUCGAAUCGACAUCGCAGACCGGACGAGCCCGACAGACAUGCGACAUCGACACCGACCGCACGAGUGCCGUACGAUUCAUCUAGUCCGCAUCGUUGGCGCAACGGCGAAGUCAGCACUGAACGUCAUGGUACGAAUGCUGACGUCCAAAAGAAAGCGGUUAUUGCAACGAGUCUCCAGGCCGAUGCUGACGAGGAUGCUGGCGGAAAUGCUGAUAAUGACAUGGAUGCUAACGGCGAUGGUGAUGCUGAGUCUGACUAUGAACAAACACAUCACAUUUCUCAGCCCUUGACACGCACUGGAUCGCGGCGGGGAAGACAGCGCACUAUAAUUGGCGGUCCGAAAACAUCUACUGGGGCAGCAUUGCACCAUCAUGGAUCUGCAGGACAUCAAACCGACACAUCACCCCGUGCGGUGCAUGGUGUAGCACGCAACAAUACCUCGUCACCUUCUCCUGGCUCAAUCAUCCGCUGUGAUUACGUAUCGCCGCUAACAAACCAGGUGUGUGGUACAGUGUUCCAUCGCAUGUACGACUUAGCACGGCAUCGCAUAACGCUCCAUUUGCGUGAAGAGGCACAACUUUUCAAAGACGGCGUACUGAAUCUGGAUCAGUGUGUCGUCCUUGGAAAAGAGGUCGAUGUCAAAAAAGCGCUUGCUGAGCUUGAAUGGACUUGUCGUUGCUGCGGCGCGACUUUUUCACGAAAAGACGCCCUACUUCGACAUGAGCGACUUCGCCAUCACAGAUAA